AUGGCAGGGGCCUCUGUAAAGGUGGCGGUGCGUGUUCGCCCCUUUAACUCAAGGGAGAUUGGGAAAGAAAGCAAAUGCAUCAUUCAGAUGUCUGGGAAUACCACCACCAUUAUCAAUCCCAAGCAGCCCAAAGAGAACAAGAGCUUCAACUUUGAUUACUCCUACUGGUCACAUACCUCUCCCGCAGACAUCAACUAUGCCUCGCAGAUGCGGGUGUACAAAGACAUCGGUGAGGAGAUGCUGCUGCAUGCCUUUGAGGGCUAUAAUGUCUGCAUCUUUGCUUAUGGACAAACUGGGGCUGGCAAGUCCUAUACCAUGAUGGGGAAACAGGAUGUAAAGGAUCAACAAGGAAUCAUUCCCCUGCUGUGUGAAGAUCUUUUCACCAAGAUCAACGACAGCAAUAAUGACAACAGCAUGUCCUACUCUGUAGAGGUGAGCUACAUGGAAAUCUACUGUGAGCGUGUCCGUGACUUACUGAACCCUAAAAACAAAGGGCACUUGCGUGUGCGAGAGCAUCCUCUGAUGGGACCCUACGUGGAGGAUCUAUCCAAGCUGGCUGUCACCUCCUACAAUGACAUCCAGGACCUGAUGGACUCUGGAAACAAGGCCAGGACUGUGGCUGCCACCAACAUGAAUGAGACUAGCAGCCGCUCGCAUGCUGUCUUCAACAUCAUUUUUACCCAGAAGCGCCAUGAUGCUGAAACCGACAACACCUCUGAGAAGGUAAGCAAAAUUAGCCUGGUGGAUUUGGCUGGGAGUGAGAGGGCCGAUUCUACAGGAGCCAAAGGGACCAGGCUGAAGGAAGGAGCAAACAUCAACAAAUCUCUGACCACACUGGGGAAAGUCAUCUCUGCACUGGCAGAGGUGGAUUCAGGACCAAAUAAGAAUAAAAAGAAGAAAAAAGUGGAGAGCUUCAUUCCAUACAGAGACUCCGUGUUAACGUGGCUGUUAAGAGAAAAUUUGGGGGGUAAUUCUCGUACAGCUAUGGUGGCUGCAUUAAGUCCAGCGGAUAUCAACUACGAUGAGACCCUUAGCACACUCAGGUAUGCAGACCGCGCCAAACAGAUCCGCUGUAACGCCGUUAUCAAUGAGGACCCCAAUAACCGUCUGGUACGCGAGCUGAAGGAGGAGGUGUCUCGUCUAAAAGACCUCCUUUAUGCCCAGGGCCUGGGUGACAUCAUAGAGAUGACCAAUGCCAUGACGGGGAUGAGUCCCUCCCCGUCUCUCUCGGCCCUGUCCAGCCGUGCAGGAUCCAUUGCCAGCCUCCACGACCGCAUCAUGUUCAGCCCAGGCAGUGAGGAGGCUAUUGAGAGACUGAAGGAAACAGAGAAAAUCAUUGCUGAACUCAAUGAGACUUGGGAGGAGAAACUUCGCCGUACAGAAGCUAUUAGGAUGGAAAGAGAGGCCUUACUGGCGGAAAUGGGUGUGGCAAUGCGAGAAGAUGGUGGAACUGUUGGUGUCUUCUCUCCUAAAAAGACUCCUCAUCUGGUGAACCUAAAUGAAGAUCCUCUGAUGUCUGAGUGCCUCUUGUACUACAUCAAAGAUGGAAUUACUCGGGUGGGUCGUGUAGAUGCCAGCAGUCGUCAGGACAUAGUCCUCAGUGGCCAUUUUAUAAAGGAUGAGCACUGUACCUUUACCAGCACUACUGGUCCAACAGGAGAAGUAGCUGUCAUCCUGGAGCCCUGCGAGGAUGCUGAGACCUAUGUCAAUGGAAAGAGAGUGACCGAACCCACAGUCCUGAAGUCAGGAAAUCGAAUCAUCCUGGGGAAGAGCCAUGUUUUCCGCUUCAACCACCCUGAGCAGGCCAGGGCUGAGAGGGAGAGGACCCCCUGUGCUGAAACUCCUGCCGAGCCUGUGGACUGGGCCUUUGCCCAGAGAGAGUUGCUGGAGAAACAGGGCAUUGACAUGAAACAGGAGAUGGACCAGAGACUGCAGGAGUUGGAGGACCAGUAUCGCAAAGAAAGAGAGGAGGCCAACAAUUUACUGGAGCAGCAAAGACUGGAUUAUGAGAGCAAGCUUGAAGCACUGCAGAAGCAGGUGGACCGCUAUUAUCCAGAAGUCACUGAGGAAGAGGAGGAGGCAGAGGAGGAAGUACAAUGGACAGAAAAAGAGAUGGAGCUGGCUGUGUGGGGCUUCCGUAAGUGGCGCUGCUAUCAGUUCACCUCUCUUCGUGACCUGCUGUGGGGAAACGCCAUCUUCCUUAAGGAGGCCAAUGCCAUUAGUGUAGAGCUCAAGAAGAAGGUCCAGUUCCAGUUUGUGCUUCUGACAGACACUCUUUACUCUCCCCUGCCCCCGGACCUGUUGCCCCCAGAGGCAUAUAAGGACAGAGAGAAACGGCACUUCCCACGCACUAUUGUGGCUGUGGAGGUGCAAGACCAGAAGAAUGGAGCCACCCACUACUGGACAUUAGAAAAACUAAGGCAGAGGCUCGAUCUGAUGAGAGAGAUGUAUGACCGCGCCGCUGAGGUGCCUAGCAGUUCAGCUGAGGAGUUUGAGAAUGUAAUGACGGGAGGCGACCCCUUUUACGACCGCUUCCCCUGGUUCCGUCUUGUCGGCAGUUCCCAUGUCUCUGGCUGUACCAGUAACCCCAUUUUCAACACAUGCAUGAGUGAGCGCAUGAGUGACCUUACCCCGUCCCCGACCCUCUCCAACUCUGAAAUUACUGAGCUGGCCGACUCGCGGCGGGAGGGGCGAGGGGAGGAGGAGGAGUUGGAGGACCUGGAGGAUGAUAUCUUUUUGGACGACCUGUGCUCGGAGCUCGGGGGAGAGGAUGAUGAUGAUGAUGAUGAUGAUGAUGAUGAUGAUGAGGGCGAGCUCUGCCGAGGCUCCAGCGAAGGCCAGGAUCCCUUUUACGACCGCUCACCAUUAUUCAGUGUAGUGGGAAGGGCCUUUGUUUAUCUGAGUAACCUGCUCUACCCUGUGCCCCUGGUUCAUCGUGUGGCCAUUGUCAAUGAGAAGGGAGAGGUGAAGGGCUUCCUCAGAGUGGCAGUGCAGGCUAUAUCAGCUGAUGAGGAAGCUCCCGACUACGGCUCGGGAGUCAGGCAGUCAGGCACUGCCAAAAUCUCAUUUGAAGAUCAACAAUUUGAAAAGUUCCAGUCAGAAUCCUGCCCCAUAGGGCUAUCCCGUACAGGAGUCUCCCAGGAGGAGCUUCGUAUUGUGGAGGGCGAGGGGCAGAAUACAGAAAUUGGACCCUCAGCCGAUGAGGUUAACAACAACACAUGUGCGGCUGGAACAGAUGAGCUGGAGAACCCACUGAAAGCUAGUUUGGAGGGUUCUCUAGAGGGAACGCUGGAGCACCUCAGGAUUGGCAAUGUUUUUACCUUCAGGGUGACUGUCCUCCAGGCUUCUAGCAUCUCUGCUGAGUAUGCUGACAUCUUCUGCCAGUUCAAUUUCAUCCACCGCCAUGAUGAGGCUUUCUCCACUGAACCCCUAAAAAACACAGGCCGGGGGCCCCCCCUCGGCUUCUACCAUGUGCAGAAUAUUGCUGUAGAGGUCACCAAAUCCUUUGUAGAGUAUAUCAAGACCCAGCCAAUUGUGUUUGAGGUAUUUGGACACUACCAGAAACAGCCCUUUCCUCCUCUCUGCAAAGACGUCAUCAGUCCAUUACGUCCUUGCAGAAGACAGUUCCCAAGAGUGAUGCCCUUGUCCAAACCUGUACCUGCCACCAAGCUGACCGCCUUGACCCGCCCCACGGCAGGGCCCUGCAAAUGCAAAUAUGAUCUUAUGGUGUUCUUCGAGAUCUGUGAGCUGGAGGCCAAUGGAGACUAUAUUCCUGCAGUGGUGGACCACAGAGGAGGCAUGCCUUGCUAUGGCACAUUCUUACUGCACCAGGGCCUCCAGAGGAGAAUCACUGUAACUAUUGUACAUGAGACAGGAGGGGACAUUGUAUGGAAGGAAGUCCGCGAACUUGUUGUAGGUCGUCUCCGCAGCACCCCAGAGGCUGACGAAACCAUCAUUGACCCCAACAUUCUCUCUCUCAACAUCUUGUCUACUGGGUAUGUUAGGCCCAUGGAGGAUGACAGACAGUUUCUUGAUUCGGACAUGCCUAGGACUUUCUACCGCUUUGAGGCAGCCUGGGAUAGCUCCAUGCACAAUUCCCUGCUACUGAACCGAGUCACUCCAUAUGGAGAGAAGAUCUACAUGACCCUCUCAGCCUACCUGGAGAUGGAGAACUGCACCCAGCCUACAGUCAUAACCAAAGAUAUCUGCAUGGUGUUUUAUUCGCGAGACACCAAGCUUCCUGCCUCCCGCUCCAUCCGCAACCUUUUUGGCACUGGAAGCCUGAGAGCAGCAGAGGGUAACCGUGUCACUGGAGUGUAUGAGGUCAGUCUGUGUCACCUGGCAGAUGCAGGAAGCCCAGGUAUGCAGAGGAGACGCAGGCGGGUGCUGGACACCUCAGUGGCCUACGUCCGUGGGGAGGAGAACCUGGCGGGGUGGAGGCCUCGCAGUGACAGCCUCAUCCUGGACCACCAAUGGGAGCUGGAGAAACUUAGCCUUCUGCAAGAGGUGGAGAAGACCAGGCAUUACCUCCUUUUGAGAGAGAAGCUGGAGUCCACCUUGCUUAUGAGCCAGGAGUCCCUGCUGUCAUGUGGGAUUGAGGGGCUAAGCGAAACUCCUCAACCCUAUGAUGGUAGUCAGGAUUUCAGUCCUAUCUCUGACAUCCCCACUGAGAGACAGAGGGAGUUAGCUGCAAAGUGCUUGCGGCUUCUCACCCACUCAUUCAAUAGAGAAUAUAGCCAUGUGUGUGUCAGCGCCAGCGAGAGCAAGCUCUCAGAGAUGUCUGUCACGGUGUUGAGGGACUCCACCUCAAUCUCUGCCCUCAACACAAUCACACCCUCCUCAACAUGCCCUUCACUGAUGGAGGGUUGCUACAGCAACCCUGAACUCAAACCCCCUAUGCCUCGCUCCCGUGCCGUCAGCCCAAAUCCUGACUCUCAGCAGGAUGGCGAUGCCAAGAAGUCCCCCAACGGAGCAGCUGAAGCCAAGCCUCGGGCCCGCAAAUUUGUCCCUGAUAUUCAGGAGAUCCGAGUCAGCCCUAUCGUGUCGAAGAAGGGCUACCUGCAUUUCCUGGAGCCACACACUAAUGGGUGGGUGAAGCGCUAUGUAGUGGUGCGUCGGCCAUACGUCUAUAUCUACAACUCAGAGAGAGACACUGUUGAGCGUGCUAUCCUCAACCUGUCCACCGCCCAAGUGGAAUACAGUGAGGACCAGCAGGCCAUGCUAAAGACCCCAAACACAUUUGCUGUAUGUACAGAACAUCGUGGAAUAUUGCUUCAGGCCAACAAUGACAAAGAGAUGCAUGAUUGGCUCUACGCGUUUAACCCUCUCCUCGCUGGAACCAUCAGGUCAAAGCUCUCUAGAAGAAGAGCCGGACAGAUGAGGAUGUGA
Lampris incognitus (smalleye Pacific opah) is the source of this 5388-nucleotide messenger RNA. It is a transcript of the gene kif1aa, whose product is annotated as kinesin family member 1Aa. The record is from RefSeq and is a predicted model, not a curated record. Gene Ontology annotation, biological process: microtubule-based movement. The coding region runs from base 1 to 5388 and encodes 1795 amino acids. NCBI's taxonomy places the organism in Eukaryota, Metazoa, Chordata, Actinopteri, Lampriformes, Lampridae. Gene Ontology annotation, molecular function: ATP binding; microtubule motor activity; microtubule binding. The transcript has 48 exons.